CUGUUUUUGGGUGCCAAUGUUUUCCGUGGUUACGUCCCUAUACCACUCAUAAAUUAGAACCACGCUCCAAACCAUGUGUCUUCCUGGGAUAUUGUGACCAACAAAGUGCCUAUCGUUGUCUUGAUCUUACCACCAACCGUAUCUUUGUCAGCAGACAUGUUGUGUUUGAUGAGUCAAUCUUCCCUUUUUCUACAUCCUCACCACCCGUCUCAAAUAUCACUUCUGAAGUUGAUCACUGGCUUCCGCCUUCUAUGUCUUAUUUUCCCAUUUCAGGUACUCUGGCUGCGGGGGCGUCUCCUCCUACUCAUACCUCGGCUCAACAAUUGACUCUUGACACGUCACCCACUACCUCUACUCAAACUGAUAUCCCGCUUUCUCUUCUCCCUAAACCCACACCACCACAAAUUAUUACUUACCAACGCCGAC
Molecule: messenger RNA, 426 nt
Organism: Cuscuta europaea
Lineage: Eukaryota; Viridiplantae; Streptophyta; Magnoliopsida; Solanales; Convolvulaceae
Source: the annotation of a GenBank genome assembly